AUGUUUUUGGAGGUUUUUCAGAAGCUUCAAAUUAACAUACCUUUUGCUGAGGCACUAGAGCAAAUGCCACUCUAUGCCAAGUUCCUAAAAGAGCUCAUGACAAAGAAAAGAAACUGGAGAGAAAAAGAAAAUGUAGUGCUCACAGAAGAAUGUAGUGCCAUUAUACAAAAGAAGCUUUCCCAAAAGAUGAAGGAUCAUGGCAGCUUUCAAAUCCCCUGCAUCAUAGGGGAUAUUAGCAUUGAAAAAGCAUUAUGUGACUUAGGAGCUAGCAUCAACCUUAUGUCCUUGGCCAUGAUGAAGAGAAUGAGAAUUGAAGAGGCCAAACCAACAAGAAUGGCACUUCAACUAGCUGAUAGGACAUUAAAAUUUCCCCUUGGAGUAGUGGAGGACUUGUUGGUCAAGGUGGGAGAAUUUAUCUUCCCAGAUGAUUUUGUGGUGCUUGACAUGGAGGAAGAGGCUAAUGCAUUAAUCAUAAUAAGGAGGCCAUUCUUGGUAACAUCUGGGGCUAUAAUUGAUGUACAAAAGGGAGAGUUGGUCCUAAGACUGCAUGAAGAGAAGAUGGUGUUCAAUAUUUUUACUGCCAUGAGUUAUCCAAAGGAAUCCAUUGGAGAGUUCAUGAUGGUAGACACAAUGGCAAAGCUGGUUCAAGGAGUCCUAGAAGAAGAUCAAUGUGAAGAAGCAAUGGAGCAAGAUCAACAAACAUCAUGUGGUGAACUACCACAAGAAAUCAUAGAAGGCUCAAUCAUGCUAGACAAGGCAAACAAAGAGAAAGUGGAAGCACCGAAGCUGGAGUUGAAAACCCUACCCCAAGCUUGA
Molecule: messenger RNA, 816 nt
Organism: Arachis duranensis
Lineage: Eukaryota; Viridiplantae; Streptophyta; Magnoliopsida; Fabales; Fabaceae
Exons: 1
Coding region: 1-816 (271 amino acids)
Source: RefSeq, a predicted model, not a curated record